Messenger RNA from Ilyonectria robusta, 1263 nucleotides. RefSeq names its product pyridoxal phosphate-dependent transferase. The record is from RefSeq and is a predicted model, not a curated record. Gene Ontology annotation, molecular function: L-allo-threonine aldolase activity. Gene Ontology annotation, biological process: glycine biosynthetic process; L-threonine catabolic process. The transcript has a single exon. Lineage: Eukaryota; Fungi; Ascomycota; Sordariomycetes; Hypocreales; Nectriaceae. Gene Ontology annotation, cellular component: cytosol. The coding region runs from base 155 to 1198 and encodes 347 amino acids.
AAUCGUAUCGCGCAUUGCACAUAAGGUUGCAACGACUCGGCCUUUGGAGACUUUGGUUGCUGUUUAUUGUCAGUCAACUGCGUUAUAAUACGUAUCAGGCACAACUGUCACGAUAACCUCAAACUACGAAAGAUCCAUACCACCAGACUCAACCAUGAAUUUCGGAUCUGACAACUACGCAGGUGCGCAUCCCGCCAUUGCUGCCAGCCUGGCGAAACACGCAGCAGGAUAUGCCACUCCAUACAGCAUGUCAGACCUUGAUUUUGCAGUGCAGCGCCGCUUUAGUGCCAUCUUCGAGCGUGACGUUGCCGUCUUCUACGUCGCAACUGGCACUGCAGCGAAUUCGCUAUCACUCGCAUCUGUCGCAAAGCCUGGCGGGAUGGUUCUUGCCCAUGAAGAAGCCCACAUCGUCGUCGAUGAGUGUGGCGCACCUGAAUAUCUAUCAGGCCAGCUCCGGAUCGUACCGGUCAAGGGCCGCGAUGGAAAGAUGGAAUUGUCCGAGCUGCGUCGGCAGGCUGAACGCAUCGCGGGUCUUGAUGUCCACGGAGGACGUCUCAACGCCAUCUCGGUGACGCAGCCGACUGAAACUGGAACUGUUCACUCGCUUGAAGAACUAGACGCAAUUGGCAAAAUCGCCAAAGAGCACAAAGUUCCUCUUCACAUGGACGGGGCGCGGUUUGCCAACGGCCUCGUUUCCCUCGGCUGCAGUCCAGCGGAGAUGACUUGGAAGAGAGGAGUCGACCUUCUCUCCUUUGGCGGCACGAAGAACGGAUGCUGGUGUGCCGAAGCCGUUGUGAUUUUCGACGUUGAGAAGGCACGCGAGUUCGCAUUCAUCCAGAAGCGUGCUGCACAGCUAUUCUCCAAGUCGCGACUUGUCUCUGCGCAGUUCGAAGCAUACUUGGAAAACGGACUCUGGCUCGAAAUCGCCCGACAUUCGAAUAGAAUGGCGGCUGACUUAGCCGACGCAUUCGGUCGGUCAAUUUCAUCACGCCUUAUAAGACAACCCCCCUGCAACGAAGUCUUUGUGAUAUUGAAGAAGAAUAUGAUUGCCGUGCUUGAGUCUGAAGGCGUGGUUCUCUUGAACUGGCCAGCAUCGGGAGAGGUGGAAAUUUGUGAUGACGAGCAGCUUUGCCGUUUUGUGACGAGCUUUGAGACGACAUCCGAGGAUAUCAAUCGCUUCAGGAGCCUAAUUAUCUAGCUACCGUUUAGAUUGCAAUUAGGAAGAUAGACCUGUCUACUUAGCCAAAGUUGAAAUAUAUCAUC